Messenger RNA from Capsella rubella, 1846 nucleotides. RefSeq names its product tubby-like F-box protein 2. Gene Ontology annotation, molecular function: protein binding. The record is from RefSeq and is a predicted model, not a curated record. The transcript is spliced from 6 exons. NCBI's taxonomy places the organism in Eukaryota, Viridiplantae, Streptophyta, Magnoliopsida, Brassicales, Brassicaceae. Bases 444 to 1628 code for a protein of 394 amino acids.
AGCAAAGACUUCGGAUCCGUUUGUAAGGAGAGAGAUUUUGGUGGUGACCACUCCUUUGAUUUUACACCUGCGGUGAGAUCGGCGGCGGAGUCAAGACAACGACGGCGUAUUAGCCGGUGACUGACGGGAGUCAUGCUGAGAUAGUCAUUGGCGAAUCCGUUCUUCUUCCCCGGAGAGGACGAAGAGCAUCGAAGAAUCUUGUCAAGAAACAGCGAUGCUUGUCUCUGUUUCUUCGUUUUAUCUCUCCGAUCUUGUCUCUCGGAUCCGGUGAAGAAGCUGCCGCUGAUCUCAUCUUGCAGCUUUUAAAGUUUUUGUCUUUUGAAUCCGUCGAUUUCAAUUUGAGGUAUGAUUGGAUUUGAGGAGCUUCAGUGGUUAAUAAGUUGAGAGUAAUGCGAAUCUGAGAUUGUUCGAUUAUUGGGGAGCUUUUGGUAUGCUGAAAAGAGAUGUCCUUCAAAAGCAUCCUUCGUGAUCUGAAGGAAGUGAGGGGUGGACUUGGAGGUAUCUCGAAGCGUAGUUGGUCAAAGUCGUCUCACAUUGCUCCUGAUCAAACAACACCACUUCCGGAAAACAUCCCGCAGAGCCCAUGGGCUUCUUUGCCGCCUGAGUUGCUUCUCGACAUAAUCCGGAGGGUUGAAGAGAGUGAGACCGCUUGGCCCGCUCGAGCUGCCGUGGUCUCUUGUGCUUCUGUCUGUAAAUCAUGGAGAGAAAUCACUAUGGAGAUUGUGAGGAUCCCUGAGCAGUGUGGGAAGCUCACUUUUCCAAUCUCAUUGAAACAGCCAGGGCCUCGAGACUCUCCAAUUCAAUGCUUUAUUAAGAGGAAUAGAGCAACAGCUACAUAUAUUCUCUACUAUGGCUUGAUGCCUUCUGAGACAGAGAGCGACAAACUGUUGUUAGCAGCAAGAAGAAUUAGAAGAGCGACAUGCACGGAUUUUAUAAUUUCACUAUCUCCUAAAAACUUCUCACGCAGCAGCAGCACUUAUGUUGGCAAACUAAGGUCUGGUUUUCUGGGAACCAAGUUCUCAAUAUAUGACAACCAAACAGCAUCAUCCACAACACAAUCUCAACCUAACCGAAGGCUUAACCCCAAGCAAGCGGCCCCUAAAUUACCUGCUAAUUGCACUACCGUAGGAAACAUUACCUACGAGCUCAAUGUUCUUCGCACAAGGGGACCUAGAAGAAUGCAUUGCGCUAUGGAUUCUAUACCCCUCUCUUCUGUUAUUGCUGAACCAACAGUAGUUGAAGGCAUAGAAGAGGAAGUAUCUUCCUCACCUUCACCAAAAGGAGAAACUAGCUCAACAGAUAGAGAGAUCCCUGAUAUUUCCCGAAGGUUAAGGGACCAGCCGCUAGUGCUCAAAAACAAAUCCCCACGAUGGCAUGAGCAAUUGCAGUGCUGGUGCCUCAACUUUAAGGGGAGAGUGACUGUGGCUUCAGUUAAAAAUUUCCAGCUUGUGGCAGACAUUGACACUUCUUUGGAUGCAUCAACUGAAGAACAUGAGAGGGUGAUUUUACAGUUUGGCAAAAUCGGUAAGGACAUUUUCACCAUGGACUAUCGCUACCCUCUCUCUGCUUUUCAAGCCUUUGCUAUAUGCAUCAGCAGCUUUGACACUAAACCGGCUUGCGAAGGGUAAAAGUUAACCCUUUGAGUAAAAUCCAUCUCGGCAAAUCAUCAUAGAAAGCUUUUCUUAUCUUUAGGUUUCAAUGUUCAAUUCAUGCAAAGCUCUUUGUAUGUAGAUUGUUGUAGCUCUUUUGAACUAUGCUUUAAACCCCAUCUCUCCAAAAUUCACUGUGUCAAAGAUUUGAUGGGGCUUGGUAGAUAAGCUUAAUGAUGUUAUAAUGUUAUAUCCAA